CGCCGGGUUGCAACACCCGCCUCGCCCUGGGGAGGGGGUGGGGUGUGAUGGCUGCCCUCAGUAUUGCCUGCACAAAUAUCUACCAGGGCCGCAACUAAUAGCUCCUGCAACUUUGCACCAUGUUUUCCAGUAAGCCUACCGACAGGCACUGUGCAGAUUCAAGCAGAGAGACGUCCAAGCAUUGAGGCCGCUGUUGCACUGGCCACCCCGAGCCCCCAGUCGGCCCUCCCGUCCCGGCUUCCUCGCCCCGCACUAGGACCCCUGCAGCCGAUCAGGCGGCAGCCGGGGCGACCUCCUUCCUCUUUUGGCAAGAUGGCGGGAGGAGAAGCAGGAGUGACUUUGGGGCAGCCGCAUCUUUCGCGCCAGGAUCUGACCACCUUGGAUGUUACCAAGUUGACGCCACUUUCACACGAAGUUAUCAGCAGACAAGCCACAAUUAAUAUAGGUACAAUUGGUCACGUAGCUCAUGGGAAAUCCACAGUUGUCAAAGCUAUUUCUGGAGUUCACACGGUCAGGUUCAAAAAUGAACUAGAAAGAAAUAUUACAAUCAAGCUUGGAUAUGCUAAUGCUAAGAUUUAUAAACUUGAUGACCCAAGUUGCCCUCGGCCAGAAUGUUAUAGAUCUUGUGGGAGCAGUACACCUGAUGAGUUUCCUACAGAUAUUCCAGGGACCAAAGGGAACUUCAAAUUAGUCAGACAUGUUUCCUUUGUUGACUGUCCUGGCCACGAUAUUUUGAUGGCUACUAUGCUGAAUGGUGCAGCGGUGAUGGAUGCAGCUCUUCUCUUGAUAGCUGGUAAUGAAUCUUGCCCUCAGCCUCAGACAUCUGAACACCUAGCUGCUAUAGAAAUCAUGAAACUGAAGCAUAUUUUGAUUCUACAAAAUAAAAUUGAUUUGGUAAAAGAAAGUCAGGCUAAAGAACAAUACGAGCAGAUACUUGCUUUUGUCCAAGGUACAGUAGCAGAGGGAGCUCCCAUUAUUCCAAUUUCGGCUCAGCUGAAAUACAAUAUUGAAGUUGUUUGUGAGUACAUAGUAAAGAAAAUUCCAGUACCCCCAAGAGACUUUACUUCAGAGCCCCGCCUUAUUGUUAUUAGAUCUUUUGAUGUCAACAAACCUGGCUGUGAAGUUGAUGACCUUAAGGGGGGUGUAGCUGGUGGUAGUAUCCUAAAAGGAGUAUUAAAGGUGGGCCAGGAGAUAGAAGUAAGACCUGGUAUUGUUUCCAAGGAUAGCGAAGGAAAACUCAUGUGUAAACCAAUCUUUUCCAAAAUUGUAUCACUUUUUGCGGAGCAUAAUGAUCUGCAAUAUGCUGCUCCAGGCGGUCUUAUUGGAGUUGGAACAAAAAUUGACCCCACUUUGUGCCGGGCUGACAGAAUGGUGGGGCAGGUACUUGGUGCAGUCGGAGCCUUACCUGAGAUAUUCACAGAAUUGGAAAUUUCCUAUUUCCUGCUUAGACGACUUCUAGGUGUACGCACUGAAGGAGACAAGAAAGCAGCAAAGGUGCAAAAGCUGUCUAAAAAUGAAGUACUCAUGGUGAACAUAGGGUCCCUGUCUACAGGAGGGAGAGUUAGUGCUGUCAAGGCCGAUUUGGGUAAAAUUGUUUUGACCAAUCCAGUGUGCACAGAGGUAGGAGAAAAAAUUGCCCUUAGCCGAAGAGUUGAAAAACACUGGCGUUUAAUUGGUUGGGGUCAGAUAAGAAGAGGAGUGACAAUCAAGCCAACAGUAGAUGAUGACUGACGAACACCAGUUAAAUAAUGCAUUUGGAUGGAGUUGGAAGUUGGAAUUUCUCUUAACAACCAAGGAGUUUAUUUUCAAAGCAAUAUUGGGGAAUUUAUUUACAGUUUGUUACCUAAGUAGAUAGUUAUAAGAUUAUUCUCAUGUUUUUGGUUAUGAAGACUUAGGGACUGAAAUUAAUAUAAAAGUUGGCGUAAUGUUGGAUUAAAUCUAUAUUUUGACAGAAGCAUUCCCAUAUAAUGUCACAAUUAUAUAUCAUGCAGUUUUGUUCUGCAUGUCUUGUUUUGUUUUGUUUUUGAGUCUGGCUUUGCCACCCAGGAUGGAGGGCAGCGGCCUGAUCUGCAACCUCUGCCUUCUGGGUUCAAGCUCAGCCUUCGAAGUAGCUGAGAUUACAGGUAUGUGCCACCACACCUGGCUAAUUUUUGUAUUUUUAGGAGAGACAUGUUGGCCAGGCUGGUCUCUUCUGACCUCAGGGUGAUCACCCCACUUCGGCCUCCCAAAGUGCUGGGAUUACAGGCAUAAGCCAUAUUGCCCUGCCCAUAUCAUACAGUUUGAAAUGAAUUUUUGCUACAACCAGCCUUUGCUGUAGCGCGCGCGCGCGCGCGCACACACACACACACACACACAUAUACACACAUAUAUAUAUAUAUAUAUAUACACACACAUACCACUGAAACCGUCUGAAAUAGUUUCAUUUUCAUGAUUCCUCUUUGAAUAGCUCCAAGCCGAUGAACUGUUGUACCAAUGAAAACUUAAAGAGACAGAUUCUCCUUGAAGACCUCCCCUUUUUUUUGGCCCCAUAUUUUAUAUUGCUUUAUCUUUGAAAUUUUGCAUGAAAAGGAAAUUAAUGGGUUCAAAUGAAAUUGUUCUUUAGAGAUUUUAGAAAUUGUUCCUAUGGACAAAUCUUUUUCUUCCCUUGCUCUUCCUGGCCUGAAACACAGGAAACCAGAGUCAGAAGUUACCUUUCUUUCCCUGUGAUGGCUUGAAAUUUUUUCGGCGUUGGUUUAUGCCUGAAAUCCAAUAGUCUUCCUCCAUUGGAAAAUACUAUUGUACCAAAUAAUUCUAGAUGAGUAACAAAGAUUUUUCUAGGCCUUCAUUUUAUGUUUUUUCUUAACUGUUAUAUUUUGAUUAUAACACAUGUUGUAAUAUUACUAAUUUUUGGACAUUCCAAAAGGCCAAGAAGUAAAAGAUGUUAGAAAGCUGUAACUGAGUCAAGAUGCCCCACAGAGAUUCUGGUUUAAUUGUUGUGAUUUAAUUGGCUUGGAGUAAAAUUCAGGCAUUUAACAACUCUCCUCAGUGUUGAGAAAUUUAGAGAGUUGAGGAGUAGGGAUAUUAAAUUACAGAAUCUCACAGUUUUGAUAGUCUGAUAAUACAGUUUGCUCUUUUAAAUUUGCAUUGAGAUGGGAUUUGAAACAUACUGUGCUCUUUUGAGUGUUGAAGUUGCAUUGUAGAAGUUGAGAACCUGUGGCUAUGGGUUAUGUAAGUUGAUCUUUUGAGGACGCAUAUUCAUGUUAUAUACUUGGCUGACUUCGAAGGUUGUGUUGUAGCAUGAGGAACACAAAUAAACAAUUCUACAUCAAAUGUUAAUUUUAUAUCUAACAUGUCCCCAUGUGUUUUGUAAGUAACUUCUACCAGAAAUUUUGGAAUAAGACUUAAAAUAUAGACAAAUUUAUUACAAUCUCAUGUCAGAUUUGAAACCAGAAAUCUAUUGUAAUUAAUUUAAGACAUCCACAUGAAUUAGCAGCAAAUUUGUAAAGCACUGUGCUGAGUGUAAUGGGCAUAUACAGAUAGGAAGAAAAUGGACCCUGUUUUCAUAGAACUUGAAACCAGGGCAGUGAUUCUUAGCAAGAGAUGUACCUGCUUGAGAAUGUGCCUGUAAUGUUUCUGAUUAAAGUACAUGGCUUAUGUAAA
Messenger RNA from Callithrix jacchus (white-tufted-ear marmoset), 3639 nucleotides. It is a transcript of the gene EIF2S3, whose product is annotated as eukaryotic translation initiation factor 2 subunit gamma. Gene Ontology annotation, biological process: formation of translation preinitiation complex. The record is from RefSeq and is a predicted model, not a curated record. NCBI's taxonomy places the organism in Eukaryota, Metazoa, Chordata, Mammalia, Primates, Cebidae. Gene Ontology annotation, cellular component: cytosol; eukaryotic translation initiation factor 2 complex. Gene Ontology annotation, molecular function: translation initiation factor activity; GTPase activity; tRNA binding.